AUAUAUAUAUUUUUUUUUUAAGGAUGAAACAUUAGCAUAUUUAAUUUAAAUAGCUAGGAUAAGGUUCCGACUUUCUCUGUUCCAGUGCACCAUGGCCACUUGUUCUUACCUUCCCAGUCAAGCUCGAAUCAUAAGCAGAACACAGCCUCGGAUAUCCAAGCAAAGAAUUUCAUGUAUCAGUAUUAACAGAAAAAAUGGCAUGAGAUCAAGUCCACGCCGUCUGAUCACAAUAUCAACCGGAGAUGGGAAAUGGCAAGGAAAAUGGAGUUGUGACUACCUUCUUUCCCUCCAAGACCUGCAUUUGGAAGAUCUGUUGGAGGAUAAACAGCAAAAGAAUGCUCAAGUUUCUAUCAAUCUCUCCGUUCAAAAGCAUGCAAGCUUUGGCUUCACUGUUGAUGGAAGGAUCAUCACCUCCUUCACCAGAAAAUGCAGCAACUGCUCUUCUCCAUAUUGCCGGCAGAUAGAUACUAAUUUUAAUGUUUGGGUUCUUCCAUCAAGCCGAUUCAAUCGACAUCAACAUGAAGUUUGUUUACCAGAAAUUGGAGGAGAUGAUCCAUCAGUGAUUUAUGUGAAACCUGGAAAUGAAGCUGAUCUUGAUUCACUAGUACAAGACACAAUACGCCUUACAACCUCCAUAAAAGACACUUGCUCAGAAUUGUGUGAGAAAUCAACAUUUACAAUGAACUAUAUUGGUGGACCAAAAACCAGUGGUUCUAUUGAUGGGAGGUGGUCUAGACUCUUGAAGCUAAGGAAUACAAUUUCAUAACAAAAAUUUAUACUUAUUUGUGUGUGUGUAUAUAUAUAUAUAUAUAUAUAAAAUAUAUUAAUGUGAAUAUUAUUUUGUUAAGACAAUAUAUAAAAAAGUAAAAAGUUUUCUCUUAAUCAAAUGCAUUAUAUUUCUAUUACA
Molecule: messenger RNA, 907 nt
Organism: Ziziphus jujuba (common jujube)
Lineage: Eukaryota; Viridiplantae; Streptophyta; Magnoliopsida; Rosales; Rhamnaceae
Product: large ribosomal RNA subunit accumulation protein YCED homolog 2, chloroplastic
Exons: 8
Coding region: 92-766 (224 amino acids)
Source: RefSeq, a predicted model, not a curated record